Molecule: messenger RNA, 2175 nt
Organism: Sclerotinia borealis F-4128
Lineage: Eukaryota; Fungi; Ascomycota; Leotiomycetes; Helotiales; Sclerotiniaceae
Source: the annotation of a GenBank genome assembly
AUGAAUAUUUCUCACCCUGAAGAUGUGCCUGAGGAUCCAAGCCAACCACAACAACCUGUUCGUAAACGUCGAAGGACACAACUAGCAUGUAAUUCAUGUCGACAAAGAAAGACGGCAUGCAAUGGUGACCGUCCUUCAUGCUCAUCAUGUAUAAGAAGAGGUGUUCAAGACAGUUGUUCUUACGAAGAAGCAACUGUGGGCUCUAAGGUCUCUAUAAAUGCCGGGAAUUCAUUGAUUAUUGGUAGUCCAAAACAGAAUGUUCACUUUCGAACUAUCAGUCAAUCGACCUCAUCACCGAGUGAGCGGCCAGCUGCAGGAAAUGCACCUUCUCCUGGGAAUGUUGGUGGUUUGGCUAUGGUAUCCGAUACAGAGACGCAAGAUUCUCUUUAUGGAUCAUCAUCAACGAUUGCUCUAGUAUCUCAAGUUCGACAAGCUGCAUCAGAUCAACCAGUAUCGAUCACUGAAACCCAUAGGCCACCGAUUUAUAACCAACCUCGGCCAAAAGUUGAUGUUGAAAUCCUCCACAAUCAAGAUUUUGCAUAUUUCAUAUUACCUCAACGUCACCAGGCCGAUGAAUUCUUGAAUUGUUAUUGGGAAUUCGUUCAUCCCGUAUUCCCUCUUCUAGAUAUUCAAAGCUUUAACGCCACAUAUGAGAGAUUGUGGUUGUCAUCACCGGGAAAAGGGUUAGGUGGAGAUCAACUGAGCGAAACAAUUUUCCACGCUACUCUCAAUCUUGUUUUUGCUUUAGGAUGUCAAUAUAGUAGUGAUGUUCUUCCGCACCGAAAAUCAAGCUAUGCGGAUGAACUAUAUCGGCGAUCGAGAAAGCUGCUGAACUUUGAGAUACUGGAUGCACUGCAUUUGUCUUUAGUUCAAUUAUUCCUACUCACGGGUAUUUAUUUGCAGUCCACGGAUCAUGCUAAUAGGUGCUGGAAUGUGGUUGGAUUGGCUAUUCGAGCCGCUCAAGGAUUGGGUCUUAACACGGAAAAUAACACACAUAGGAACAGCCAAUUGAGUAUUGAGAUUAGGCGGAGGGUCUGGUAUUGUUGUAUCUUGCUUGACCGGUUACUGGCUAUGACAUUUGGCCGACCUACCAUGAUAAGAUCCGGAUCUUGGGACGUUCAGGAACCAGCGAUAAUCGAUGACCAAUACCUUUCAACAGAUAUUCAAGGACUCCAGCCGUUGGAGUUUCAUUCUCGGAUGUAUCUAUUUGUCUAUUCACUCCGAUUGUUCGACAUUAUGGAUGAAAUACUUUCAGAGUUCUAUGUACUCCAAGGUGGAAAGAGUGGAAGUAAUCCUUCCGAGUCUUUUGAUCCUUGGUCGGUGCGUGAUUUGGCCAGUGUAUUGACAAUCAAUGCGAAACUCGAUGACUUCCGCGAGAGUCUUCCUCAAGUUCUCAAAGAUGUCAAUUCUCUCGUGCUUGGAAACAACUCUUUCGCACCUAACCAACUUCAUGUGAUGUUACAAUCAAAAAUUCUACAAAGCAGGUUCUUGCUCGUUCGCAUCUUACUCCUACGACCCGUACUCUUAACAUCAGUUUCUAGAGAGAAAUCCACUCUACUUGCAAAAGCUGAGCCUGGACUUCAGAAAGACCUUGCAAUUGGAGUUUGUACGUUAUGUGUGAAAACGGCUCACCUUCUUGUUGAAACUAUUCAUGAAAAUUUAAAUACUGAGUAUCGCAGCUCAGGAUGGCAUACUGUUUAUUUUGCAUUCGCUGCUGCGACUAUCCUUCUCGCGGCGCAAUUAUCUCCACUGAUACAGGCCAGUUUAUCUACUGAGCAUUCAUUCGAAAUAUCAUGGACGUCGUGUAUCGAAAUAUUAGAGCAUUACAAAGUUCAGAUUCAAUCAGCGGAGCGAGCAAUAGCGAUCUUAGGGGCAUUAAAAGAUAAGAUACAAGCAACAAGACCUCCUAAAGCCGUUACGAACACACCCGGACCCAACGUCACCAAAACUUCAAUAUACCCCGACCCUUCUAUUGCUCCACAAUUCAUCAAUCCCCAAGGACCAAUCCCCCCAGACUUUGCCACAAUGAAUGAAGGACUUUCCGAUGGAGGUAUUGGCAUAGAAAAUAUCUCAAUGUUUGACAAUAGCAUGCAGACAGAUUCAAUGAAUGAUGCAUGGUUUACACAACAACUCUCGGAUUUGAACUGGUUGGAUUAUUAUCAAGAUUCACAGUGA